AUAAACAAAACAACAGCUGAUUGCUCUGAGUUUUCCUCUCUUGCGUUCCAAAGGGGAUACUUUUGGCCAUUUCUUGCGGCGAUGUCUUCGAAUCCACGCGGAAUUUGAUCGGGCCUGUCGAUUCCUGAGCGAUUCCACCCCACGUCUCCCUAUUGAGCUGCGGCUGAUCUUUAGAUCGGUAAAGGAAUUGGUCGAUUGGAGGUCCAUGGCGGAGGAGGUGAAGGCGACGGCGGUAGUAGAUGGGAGGGCGCUGGUGGAGAGGAUGGCGGAGGCGGCAGAGGAGAUCUCCGCCAUCUCGGACUACCGGAACGCGUACAGGAAGCAGUUCUGCGACCUUUCCCGGCGGAUGAAGCUGUUGGAGCCCAUGUUCCAGGAGCUCAAGGAGAGCAAGGACCCGAUCCCGGAGCAGGCGGUGCGGUCCCUUGUGCUGCUCAAACGGGCGCUCGAUUCCGCUAGGGAGCUCCUCCGGUUGGGGAACGAGGGAAGCAAGAUAUUCCUGGUUCUGGAAAGGGAGAAAACUACAAAGAGGUUCCUGGAGGUCACUGUUCAACUGGAGCAGGCGCUGAGCGAAGUUCCUUUUGAUAUGCUAAACAUAUCAGAUGAAGUUAGAGAACAGGUUGAACUUGUGCAUGCCCAAUUCAAAAGAGCCAAAGAACGGGUUGACAUGAUCGACAUGGAUCUACACAGAGAUCUUUUAUCUGCUUACAACAUGAGCACUGAUGCCAAUGUGGACCAAUCAACCCUGCGUAGACUGGCUGAAAAGUUGCAGCUGUUAACUAUAUCAGAUCUCAAACAAGAAUCACUAGCAUUGCAUGAGAUGGUAGUUGCGAGCGAUGGAGAUCCUGGAGAGAUAAUAGAGAAGAUGUCAAUGCUGCUAAAGAAGGUAAAGGAUUUCAUGCAGACUCAGAACCCUGAAAUGGGCACACCUACAAAUAAAGGCCCUCUCCCGUCCAAUGAAAGGGCCAAGCCUCCUGUUAUCCCGGAUGAUUUCCUCUGUCCUAUAUCCCUGGAGCUAAUGAAAGAUCCAGUGAUCGUGGCUACCGGACAGACUUAUGAACGGGAGUCCAUAGAGAAAUGGCUUCAGGCAGGACAUGACACAUGCCCGAAGACUCGACAAAGGCUGUCCAACAAAUCCUUGACUCCAAAUUAUGUGCUGCGCAGCCUUAUAAUGCAAUGGUCCGAGGCAAAUGGUUUUGAUCCACCCAAGCUCCCUGCUCAGACAGCCAAGUCCCGACCAACCUGCUCAUCAGGAGAACAUGCUAAGGUUCUUGAUCUUAUUAGCAAGCUGUCAUCACGGAGCAUUGAUGAUCAACGAUCAGCUGCUGCAGAGCUCCGCCUCCUUGCACGGCGCAGUGCUGAGAACCGUCUCUGCAUAGCUGAGGCUGGUGCCAUACCCCUCCUUGUGAAGUUAUUAUCUACCCUUGACGUGCACACGCAGGAGAAUGCUGUUACUGCUCUUCUAAACCUCUCCAUAUUCGAGGACAACAAGGAAAGGAUCAUCAUCUCAGGAGCUGUGCCUGGAAUAGUGCAUGUGCUGAGGAGGGGCAGCAUGGAAGCACGAGAGAAUGCUGCGGCCACACUGUUUAGCAUCUCAGUGGUGGAUGAUUAUAAGAUAAGAAUCGGUAACUUGGGUGCAAUUCCUCCACUUGUUUCUCUGCUCCGUGAGGGCAGCCCAAGAGGCAAGAAAGAUGCAGCAACAGCAUUGUUCAACCUGUGCAUAUACCAAGGCAACAAGGGAAAGGCUGUGAGGGCUGGAGUCGUCCCAAUACUGGUGGGACUGCUGAUGGAUCCAGAAGCAGGCAUGAUGGAAGAGACCCUCGCGAUACUUGCAAUUCUCUCGAGCCACUCUGAGGGCAAGGCAGCAAUUGCAGCUGCUGAGGCGCUACCUGUGCUUGUGGAGGUGAUCAAGAGUGGGUCACCCAGAAACAAGGAGAAUGCAGCUGCUACACUGUUGCACCUCUGCAGUGGGGAGCAGCAGCAGCAGCAUCUGGCAGAGGCACACGAGAAAGGACUGAUGGGCCUACUGCAGGAAAUGGCAGAGAAUGGGACCGACAGAGGCAAGCGAAAGGCAGCGCAGUUGAUCCAGCGCAUGAACAGGUUCUUGGAACAAAAGAGAGUGGCUCAAGCUCAGGCUCAGGCACUAGUGAAGCAGUCGGGCAAUCCAGCUUUGCCAGAUUUUGAUUACAGAUGAUUCAUAGUUAUAAUCGGAGUGCUGUUUAUUGAAAUGAUGGUAUCUUUGCAAUGUUUGGAGGUGGAAGAUCACCUUCUCUGACGAUCUGCAAGUUAUUGGUUUGUUACUAUGUUCAUGUGAGGGGCUUCAAGUGAGUCAGGAUCCAUAAGGGACACCUUCAAGAGUAGGAAUUAUGGAGUUGAUUCUUUGAACACUCGACCAUGGUGGCCAUCUUAUGCUAUGAUCCUCGAUUAAACGAGUAUAAUAUUUAGUAGUAAUUAGAUCUAAGACUCCUCAAAUUUCUGUAUAUUUAUCAUAACUAAGGCAUUUGAGAGUGAAAGUUGCCUGUGGCAUGGCUAUAUUCUUCUA
Musa acuminata subsp. malaccensis (wild Malaysian banana) is the source of this 2539-nucleotide messenger RNA. RefSeq names its product protein spotted leaf 11. Gene Ontology annotation, molecular function: protein binding; ubiquitin-protein transferase activity. The record is from RefSeq and is a predicted model, not a curated record. Gene Ontology annotation, biological process: protein ubiquitination; cell surface receptor signaling pathway. NCBI's taxonomy places the organism in Eukaryota, Viridiplantae, Streptophyta, Magnoliopsida, Zingiberales, Musaceae.